GAUGCAAGCAUGGGCAUCUCUUCUAUGUUUCCUAAUUUCGGAGUGGGUCGGGUUCGUGAUCAGACCGCGCCCGAUUUUUCUUUGGCUAGUAAGGAUGAACUCAGCACGGUUGACUAUGGUUCACCCUAUUUUGUGAAGCUGCAACCAGCUAGUACCCAUGAUAAUCACCACCACCAGGAUCACCAUCAACAACACGAUCGGCAUCAUCAUCACGCAUAUGCAUUGGAUUCGGUCAUUGGACAUGCUGCUCAUGUACGGUUUGCUAAGGAUCACCAUCAUCAGGUCGAUGAUGCACCGUUUUCUCAUGAUCAACAUAGUCAUGAUCAGCAUAAUAUGCAGCAUCACGCGUCCUUCGCUCGCUUCAGUCAUAAACAGCUUCAUAUGGAGCAUGAUACGUCCUUCCCCGAUAACCUCCACAGCCACCAUGUUCAUCCUCUGCACAGUGACCAUGAUUACAUGAGUUCAAUGCCUGGUCAGCGGGGACAUCAUCAUGACGUGAAUAGCAAUAAUUAUGAUUUUGACGAUGAUGGUGAGAAUGAGGAUGAACAGGAGGAUGAAGAGAUUGUGGGUAAGCCAGUGAGUUUGUUUAGUCUGUUCAAGUAUUCAAGCAAAUUAGACUUGGUUUUGGUCUUCUUGGGAUGCAUUGGGGCUUUGAUCAAUGGUGGAUCGCUCCCUUGGUACUCUUAUCUCUUUGGCAAUUUGGUUAACAAGCUCGCCCAAGAAUCUGUCACUGACAAGUCUAAAAUGAUGAAGGAUGUGCAGCAGAUAUCGAUUUACAUGGGUGUGCUCGCUGUUAUAGUGGUGAUUGGAGCUUAUAUGGAGAUUGCUUGUUGGAGGAUGGUGGGAGAGAGAUCGGCACAGAGGAUCAGAACAGAAUAUCUUACAGCAGUGCUGAGGCAAGACAUUGGAUUCUUCGACACUGAAGUUACUACAGGAGAUGUUAUGCAUGGAAUUUCUAAUGUUAUGCAUGGAAUUUCUAGUGAUGUUGCCCAAAUUCAAGAAGUCAUGGGGGAAAAGAUGGCUCACUUCAUUCAUCACAUAUUCACCUUCAUCAACGGCUACAUUGUGGGCUUCCUGAAGUCAUGGAAGAUAGCCCUCGUUGUCUUUUCGGUCACGCCCCUCAUGAUGUUCUGCGGCAUUGCCUACAAGGCUGUAUAUGUUGGCCUCACUACCAAAGAGGAGGUUUCAUAUAGGAAGGCAGGGAAUGUAGCUCAGCAGGCGAUAAGUUCGAUAAGGACAGUGAUAUCGUUCGUGAUGGAGGAGCGGGUGGCUGACAAGUACGCUGAGUCGUUGCAGAAGUCGGAGGCAAUAGGGAGGAGGAUAGGGUUUGCCAAAGGAGCAGGGAUGGGGGUUAUAUAUUUUGUGACGUACUCUCAGUGGGCUCUUGCGUUUUGGUAUGGCUCUAUUUUGGUUGCUAAGGGAGAGAUCACUGGUGGUGCCGCAAUUGCCUGUUUCUUCGGUGUCAACGUUGGCGGAAGAGGUCUUGCUUUAUCUCUCUCGUACUUCGCACAAUUUGCACAAGGCACAGUAGCAGCAUCCCGAGUGUUCAACGUCAUCGACAGAGUCCCUGCAAUCGAUCCCUACAGCUCCAAUGGCCGAAAACUUUCAUCAGUCAGAGGCAAAAUCGAGUUCAGAGACGUGACCUUCGCUUACCCUUCACGUCCUCGCUCUGUAGUCCUCCGUUCUCUCAAUCUCACCGUUUCUCCAUUGAAGACGUUAGCCUUAGUUGGUGGAAGUGGCGGUGGAAAAUCUACAAUCUUUGCUCUCAUCGAAAGAUUCUACGACCCAAUGCAAGGAGCGAUAUUUUUGGACGGCCAGGAUACGAGAAUAUUGAGUGUGAAAUGGUUGAGAGAUCAAAUUGGGAUGGUAAGUCAAGAGCCAAUUUUGUUCUCAACUUCCAUUCUUGAGAAUGUGAUGAUGGGCAAAGAGAAUGCUACUAAAAAGGAAGCAGUUUCUGCUUGCGUCGCAGCAAACGCACAUGAUUUUAUCAUAAACUUGCCUCAAGGAUAUGAUACUCAGGUUGGUGACCGUGGUGCUCAGCUCUCCGGCGGCCAAAAGCAACGUAUCGCUCUUGCACGAGCCAUUAUCCGAAACUCUCGUAUCCUUCUCCUCGACGAGCCAACAAGUGCUCUUGACCCUGAAUCUGAGGCCAUCGUUCAACGAGCAAUCGAGCGCAUUUCCGCUAGUCGAACCACCGUUAUCAUUGCUCACCGUCUCUCCACCAUCCAAUCGGCAGACACAAUCGUGGUCCUUGACCGUGGAUCAGUCGUUGAGUCCGGUCGCCAUUCCGACCUUGCGGCCCGUUCUGGCCCGUAUGCCGCUCUUUUAAAGCUCGCGGCUGCCACGGACCUUGAUGGGCCUGCGGUCCGUCAGUCCUCGGCUCAAUUCAGUAGCAUUUACGACAAGUCGUACUUCAUGGACGUAACAAAAUCUAUCCAAAUUGCCAAGUCUGUUGAAGAAAUAGACGUUCAAGAACUAAUCGAGGCCCAGAAAAGUACAACAAAAGUUAAAACAUCGGAGCUGUGGAAGCUGCAAAGGCCGGAGCUCUCGGUACUCCUCUUGGGCUUCCUUUUAGGUGUAAACGCCGGUGCAAUUCUGUCAAUCUUCCCUCUACUACUGGGCCAGGCCUUGGAAAUAUACUUCACAGAGGGCCCAACAAAGUUGAAGAGAGAGGUCGGAUAUUUGGCGUUGGGCUUAGUGGGCUUGGGCCUUGGAUGCAUUGUGACUAUGACAGGCCAGCAAGGUUUUUGCGGUUGGGCCGGAGCUAAACUAACUAUUCGGGUCCGUGACAGGCUUUUUCGGGCCAUUCUUCGUCAGGAGCCCGGUUGGUUUGACCCGGAGACCAGCUCACCUGGCUCGCUCGUUGCACGACUUUCUGGUGAUUGCGCUGCUUUCAGAUCAAUUCUCGGUGAUCGUGUUUCAGUUCUCUUAAUGGGCUUGGGCUCUGCUGUUGUGGGCCUUACCGCAUCGUUUCUCAUUGAUUGGCGGUUAACACUCGUCGCUGUGCUCAUGACGCCGUUCACGCUUGGCGCUAGCUACUUCAGCUUGAUCAUCAAUGUGGGCCCUAAAGUUGACAAUAGUGCAUAUGCUAAGGCUAGCAAUGUGGCAUCUGGAGCCGUUGCCAAUGUUAGAACCGUCGUUGCCCUAUCGGCCCAAGAUCGGAUAGUAUCAUCCUUUGGUUGGGCCUUACUGGGGCCUACUAGCAAAUCUGUGCGAAGAUCACAAAUCAUGGGACUCAGUCUUGGGCUUUCUCAGGGGGCGAUGUAUGUGGCCUACACUGUAACGUUAUGGGCGGGUGCUCUCUUGAUUAAAAAGGGAUACACGAGCUUCGGAGAUGUGUACAAGAUCUUUUUGAUCUUGGUUCUUAGCUCAUUCUCAGUGGGCCAACUCGCGGGCUUGGCUCCGGACACUACAAAUGCAGAUACCGCGAUUGAAGGUGUGAUGGCUAUAAUGGGCCGUCGGCCCAUGAUAGGUAGCGACGGAGAAAAACGAAAAAUAGCAAUUAAAGAAGGGCAAGCAUUGGAAAUAGAGUUGAGAAAGGUAACUUUUGCUUAUCCAACAAGGCCUACAAAGCCUGUUUUAAAGAGCUUUACGAUGCGGGCCAAGCCCAGGAGCAUGGUAGCGGUAGUCGGGCCGAGCGGUAGCGGCAAAUCGACGAUUGUUUGGUUGGUUCAAAGGUUUUACGAUCCUGAUGAAGGGAGGGUGAUGGUUGGAGGAGUGGAUGUGAGAGAGUUGGAUGUGAAGUGGCUGAGGAUGGAGUGUGCUUUAGUGGGCCAGGAACCGGCCCUUUUUGGUGGGAGUAUUAGGGAAAAUAUCGGGUUUGGUAAUCCUAAAGCUUCGCGGGCUGAGAUUGAGGAGGCAGCGCAGGAGGCCCAGAUACAUAAAUUUAUUAGCGGCCUUCCCCAAGGUUAUGAAACCCAGGUAGGAGAGAGUGGGGUUCAACUGUCAGGAGGCCAGAAGCAAAGGAUAGCAUUAGCAAGAGCAAUACUGAAACGAUCAAGGAUACUACUACUAGACGAGGCUAGCAGUGCUCUUGACCUCGAAUCGGAGAAGUUAGUCCAGCAGGCCCUUCAACGGGCCGCCAAGCGCGCCACCACCAUUGUUGUGGCUCAUAGACAUAGACUAGCCACCAUCAGAGAUGCUGAUCGCAUCGCCGUGGUUCGAGAUGGGAGCGUGGUUGAGUUUGGGAGUCAUGAUGCUUUGUUGAAGAAACAUGUUGAGGGAGUUUAUGCGGGUAUGGUUCGGGCGGAAAUUGAGGCCCGGGCCUUGUCGUAGUAGUAGUAGUAGAACAACAAGAGAGUUGGGAUGUGUCGACGUUUUUAUCCCCGACUUUUUUUUCUUUUGGUUUAUUCGGUCAUAGUAACUUUUACCCGAC
Molecule: messenger RNA, 4375 nt
Organism: Asparagus officinalis (garden asparagus)
Lineage: Eukaryota; Viridiplantae; Streptophyta; Magnoliopsida; Asparagales; Asparagaceae
Product: ABC transporter B family member 19-like
Exons: 10
Coding region: 10-4275 (1421 amino acids)
Biological process (GO): transmembrane transport
Cellular component (GO): membrane
Molecular function (GO): ATP binding; ATP hydrolysis activity; ABC-type transporter activity
Source: RefSeq, a predicted model, not a curated record